AUGGCUGAGGUGUCUGCACCACCACCCCCACCACCACCUCCACCACCACCACCGCCAAUGCAACCGUUACCGCUAGCGCGUGGGGGAAAACGUAGGAACAAAAGGAGGGGAAAGGGAAUGAGAAAUAAUGCACCAACACAAAUGCGGGUCGAAAAGUCUGAUCCAGUCCAACCAAAGAGUUUUAUUCCAACUCCUCCGGUAUCUGGAUAUCAGCCUUAUUAUGGUGCAGGUGCUCACAUGGUUGGAGUUGGACCUUUUAGCGGCCCUCCAAUCCCACCAAAGGUUUACUUUGUUAUGAGUUUUAUUCCAACUCCUCAGGUAUCUGGAUAUCGGCCUUGUUAUGGUGUGGGUGCUCGCAUGGUUGGAGUUGGACCUAUUGGCAACUCUCCAAUCACACCAAAGAGUUUUAUUCCAACUCCUCCGGUAUCUGGAUAUCGGCCUUAUUAUGGUGCGGGUGCUCACAUGGUUAGAGUUGGACCUUUUAGCGGCUCUCCAAUCCCACCAAAGAGUCUUAUUCCAACUCCUCCGGUAUCUGGAUAUCGGCCUUGUUAUGGUGCGGGUGCUCGCAUGGUUGGAGUUGGACCUAUUGGCGACUCUCCAGUCGCACCAAAGGUUUACUUUGCUAUGAUUCUUUCUAGUUUUAUUCCAACUCCUCCGGUAUCUGGAUAUCGGCCUUAUUAUGGUGCGGGUGCUCACAUGGUUGGAGUUGGACCUUUUAGCGGCUCUCAAAUCCCACCAAAGGUUUACUUUGCUAUGAUUCUUUCUAGUUUUAUUCCAACUCCUCCGCUAUCUGGAUAUCAUCCUUGUUAUGGUGCGGGUGCUCGCAUGGUUGGAGUUGGACCUUUUGGAGACUCUCCAAUCGCACCAAAGGUUUACUUUGCUAUGAUUCUUUCUAGUUUUAUUCCAACUCCUCCAGUAUCUGGAUAUCGGCCUUAUUAUGGUGCAGGUGCUCACAUGGUUGGAGUUAGACCUUUUAGCAACUCUCAUCCUUCCCCAAAUUUUAUGCCACCUCAACCUCAGAUGGCUAUGAAUGGAUUAGUUGGAAACCAGAAUGUGAUACAGAGCCCUGCAACAUUUUUGGGCAUGACCAGAAGCGGAACUGGAGUAUUCCAUCCUGCUCCUCAAGCUGGAGCUGAACCUAGCUAUCCGCGCCCCAACAAUAUAGGAAGGAGGAACGUACAAGGAGCUGAAGUCACUCAUCAGACUCGGAGAAGCGAAAACUCAAAAGGGAAUGGUAGCUUUGACAAGAAGGAUGUAAGCAAUGAACAUGCCCUUUGUUCCAAGUUAGGCGUGCCUCUUGAGUGGACGUAA
Lotus japonicus is the source of this 1311-nucleotide messenger RNA. RefSeq lists its product as uncharacterized. Gene Ontology annotation, cellular component: cytoplasm; actin filament. The transcript is spliced from 10 exons. Gene Ontology annotation, molecular function: actin binding; microtubule binding. Gene Ontology annotation, biological process: actin filament polymerization. The record is from RefSeq and is a predicted model, not a curated record. Lineage: Eukaryota; Viridiplantae; Streptophyta; Magnoliopsida; Fabales; Fabaceae. Bases 1 to 1311 code for a protein of 436 amino acids.